Messenger RNA from Acanthoscelides obtectus, 427 nucleotides. The record is from the annotation of a GenBank genome assembly. Lineage: Eukaryota; Metazoa; Arthropoda; Insecta; Coleoptera; Chrysomelidae.
GAGCAUGGUUAGUGAGAGGGUGUCAAUUCCUUUUGCAUCUGAUUUGAUAUCUUUGAUUGCCUUCAAUAUUUCCACCGGCUCGACAACUCGCAAAGAAAAGCGAUUUCGAUUGUCCAAUUUGUUGCUGUCAUAAAACCGACAUACAUUUUCUGAGACACUGUCGUAACUGAUUUUAUACCAUAAAGUUUUUAGAUUAUUUUGAUCAGUUAGAUUCUGAAUGUACUCUUUCUUUUUAAUUCGAAUUUUAUGUAGUGCCUUAUUCCUCAGCUGUUUGAAUUUAUCAAGGUCUUCAAGUGAUUUACUAGCUUUAUAUUUGGUAAAAGCUGAAUCUUUUUCUUUGAUAAGCUUUUUCAUUCCCUCAUCCAACCAAGGAGAUGGCGGUUUAUUAACACGUAAUGUCUUAAUCGGAGCAUGUUUGUUAUAAAUA